Messenger RNA from Sorghum bicolor (sorghum), 2320 nucleotides. RefSeq names its product protein DJ-1 homolog A. The record is from RefSeq and is a predicted model, not a curated record. The transcript has 7 exons. The coding region runs from base 393 to 1682 and encodes 429 amino acids. Gene Ontology annotation, cellular component: cytosol; nucleus. Gene Ontology annotation, molecular function: protein deglycase activity. Gene Ontology annotation, biological process: protein deglycation, glyoxal removal; guanine deglycation, glyoxal removal. Lineage: Eukaryota; Viridiplantae; Streptophyta; Magnoliopsida; Poales; Poaceae.
CGGCACACGAGUCACGGCCAAUAGUUUACGCAGGAAAACGACGGCGACGGCGACGACUCGUUGACGCCUGACGGCCACCCCCGGCCCGCCGCCCGCUUCCGCGCCAUGACUGGUGACUCAGCUCGCGACGAACCGAAUCCGCAGACACGUAGUCCCCACUCCCAAGACGGCAACUACCAAAACUACUGGAGUAGUAGAAUAGAACUACUAGAAGGCAGUAGUAGCCUGAUCUCCGGACACCCGGAAGGAAAGCCAAAGCGGCGGAACGCGCCAGACAGAGUAGCCGGAUAGAGACCCACCUCUCCCUCCCGGAGUCCGUCCGUCCCGCUCCCGCACCGCCUUUCCGCCGAGUAACAAGGCAAGAAUCCCGCGGCGACGGUCAACGAUUCCGGAUGGCCGCAGCGUCCUCGGUGGUCAGGCGUGCCGCCGCCGCCGCCUCCGCCUCGCGCGGCCUGCUCCUCGCCCGCGCCUUCGCCUCGGGAGUUGGCGGCGGCGAGAAGGCCAAGCGGGUGCUGGUGCCGGUGGCCGCCGGCACGGAGCCGAUCGAGGCGGCGGCCACCGCCGACGUCCUCAACCGCGCCGGCGCGCGGGUCACCGUCGCCACUGCCGACCCGCCCGGGGACGACGGCCUCGUCGUCCAGGCCGCCUACGGCGUCAAGUUCGUCGCCGACGGCCGCGUCGCCGACCUGCAGGGGGAGUCCUUCGACCUCAUCGCCCUGCCGGGAGGAAUGCCUGGGUCAGUUGGCCUCAGAGAUUGCAAAGCGCUCGAGAAGAUGGUCAAGACGCACGCCGAGAAUGGGGGCCUGUACGGCGCCAUCUGCGCUGCGCCCGCGGUGACGCUGGCCUAUUGGGGCAUGCUCAAAGGCUUAAAGGCGACCUGUUAUCCGUCGUUCAUGGAGAAGUUCACUGCAGAGGUGAUCCCUGUGGACUCGAGGGUCGUUGUCGACAGAAAUGCAGUCACCAGCCAGGGUCCAGGAACUGCGAUCGAGUUUGGUCUUGCUUUGGUGGAGAAGCUGUAUGGCAAAGAGAAGAUGGAGGAGGUUGCUGGGCCUCUGUACGUGCGCCCUCAACAUGGAGCUGAAUAUACCGUAGAAGAGCUUAAUUCGGCUGAAUGGAAAUGUAGUAGCACACCUCAGGUUCUUGUUCCGGUUGCUAAUGGUUCAGAGGAAAUUGAAGCUGUCAAUUUGAUAGAUGUGUUGCGUAGAGCAGGAGCAAAUGUUAUUGUUGCAUCGGUGGAGGAGAAGUUACAAACUGUGACCCGUCGCCAUAAGUUCAAUCUAAUUGCUGAUAUGAUGUUGGAUGAAGCCACUGAAAUGCAAUUUGAUUUGAUUGUCAUGCCGGGAGGUUUGCAAGGUGCUCAGAAGUUUGCUAGUACAAAGAAACUUGUUGACUUACUCAAGAAACAGGCAGAAUCAAAUAAACCAUAUGGUGCAAUAUGUGCCUCUCCAGCUCAUGUGCUUCAGCCACAUGGUUUACUGAAGGGCAAGAAGGCGACAGCAUUUCCACCUAUGUCACACCUGCUCACAGAUCAGAGUGCAUGUGAGCAUAGGGUUGUUGUAGAUGGUAACCUUAUCACCAGUAGAGCCCCAGGCACUGCAACAGAGUUCGCCCUAGCCAUUGUUGAAAAACUGUUUGGUCGAGAUAAAGCUGUCAGCAUAGCCAAGGAAAUGAUCUUUAUGUGAUAUUGCACUGACCUGGUGGUGUGAGAAGUAUAAUAAUGUGAAUAAACAUAACAGAAACCUGUUAGUCAUGCUUCUGGUUCUAUGCCUGAACUGGUAAUAGCUGCCUGAGGAUUUCAAUUGAAUACUUGAAUGGUACUAUUACAUCACACUGUAAACUGUGAACCAAGAUCGUACAUUUUGCAUACCAUAAGAGAAAGGUUAGUGUGACUCGUUACUUGUAAAUACUUGUCCUGUCUGUUCAGUGAAACACCAAGUGGAGGUGCUGCCUUCCCACCACCCACCUGCUCUGCCUCUAAUCAUCAUGGAUUUACACGAAGUUAAGAAGCUGUUUGGUCAAUCAAGAGAGAGUGCAGGACAUUGGCAGCAAUCUGGUCUUCAUGUCACAGUAAACUGUACUGUAAGCUAUUGAUUUGAUAAGCACUGUACUCUUUACGAUGUACGAACUCUUUUAUCCUUGUUAUUACAGCUCUUCUUUUUUUGUUUCUGAUAUGUGCAGUUUUUAGAUGUAGGAUUCAGACAGGGAAAACAACAACUAAUAUGUACAAGAAGUCAAAGUAUACUCUUGAAAGCAUUCUGUUUAGCUUUAGGCCAAUUUUAUUCUUCUUAAUUGAAAGGAAGAGCUCCUUCUGUUUCACUUA